AACGCAAAGAGAUUGUCAUAUGACCAAUAAUAAACUCAUCACCAGAUCGCUCUGGAACUUCCUGAUUUUAGGAGAAAUUGACAAUAAAGAACUUUCACAAAGAGCCUCGAUGUUGAAUGAUCAUGCCGGGUGCUGAUGAACCAAUGAUUUACUCGACUGGAGGACAGGUGGAUGAUAUGACCACCGCCCUCAUAGAUGCUGCACAUGACAAGGAUGCAAGCGUCCGUGAGGCUGUCAGCCUUGCUCUACUUGAUCUUGGCAAGAAACAGACACCAUUGGUCUUGAGCUCCUGUCAUGCAUAUCUGAUGAAACAUGCAAAGCUUCCCCAGGGACACCGUGUCUGCAUCCUGUCGGCUAUGGAGAGAAUCAUUAAAGAAUCCAUUGACAACAUCAGUGAACCUCUUGCUAUUGAUAUAAUCAAACAAGCAUCAGAUGAACUCACCAAAUCAAAGGAGGUUGUUCCUGACUGGCAGACAGCAGCGAGUGGUGUUUUGGUUGCCAUUGGGAAGCGUUACUGUAAUGAAGUCAUGGAGGAAUUGUUGUUAAAGUUCCAGCCUGGUGCUCUGCCUCAUUUCUUCAUUGUGCAGACAAUUGGGAAUCUUACCACUGCAAAUGUGUUUGGGAUCGUGCCAUUCUUACGAGUGAUACUCGGGACGAUGCUGCCUAUGUUGGGGAUGUGCAAACAUGACAACCUGAAGUGGGUCUUCUCAGCUGCACUGUCAAAGUCCUGUGAGGCUAUCCUGGACUAUGUGGCCAACUUGGAGAAAGCACCAGAUCCAACUGUGACAAAAGAUGCAUUUUCUACGGAGAUUUAUUCAGCUUAUGAUAUGCUCUUCAACGUAUGGCUACAGUCCAAGGAAUCCAAGCUCCGCCUUGCCAUUGUUGAAGCAGUAGGCAUCAUGACGCAUAUCAUGACACGUGACAAACUGGAGGAGCAGCUCCCCCGACUCAUCCCUGGCAUCCUUGGCUUGUACAAGAAACAUAACGAAGCAUUCCACAUCACCCAGGGUCUCUGCAGCGUGAUGGAAGCAGCUACAGCAGACGGGAGUACCAUCCUCGAGCCACAACUAGAGAUGCUUGUGCAGCACCUCUUCCCUCAGAUUUGCCAGGCCCCCGAUUAUAACAAUGCCAUGUCAAUCAAGAACCACAAUGAAGUUCUCCGCUGCUUUGCUGUUCUCACGAGGUCAUUUUCUGAUCGGAUAGUUGGAUUCCUCUUACAGAAGCUUGAGAACACACAGGACAAGAUCAAGAUGGGUGCCUUAUUGGUACUGAGGCAUAUCAUCAAUUCUGCAGGUCCCCACAUGGAAAACAAACAGGCUCUCAUCUUGUCUGGCCUGAAGAUGUUGUUGGGCGAAACAAACAAUAAGGUAAAGAAGAAGUUUGCUCAAGUUGUCAUAGCGAUGGGAGACCAUGGUUACUUGGAGCUUGAAGGUGGUCAGCUGAUGGUGGAGUUUAUCGUCAAGCAGUGUUCCCUGCCUCCAGAACAGUUGGCGAAGCGUCCAAAUGAUCCAGAAUAUGUGACAAAUGAUGAGCUUAGGAUGAUGUGUCAAAAUGUGCUACAGCUCGUGUCAACUACUGUUGAGAGGAUGGAAGUGGUGUUAUGGCCGUAUCUACUGGAGUGUGUCGUCCCCAUGCAGUAUAUCGAUGCGAUGGCGUCAAUAUCCAAGAAUAUUGCUUUCCUUGCUGGGAAGAAGAGAGAUGAGAAUGCAGAGGAUUAUAUGAUAGAUUUCGAAACACAAGUAAACAUUCCAAAACCCACAGCAUUGAUUUCAAGGUUCAUGGUGAUGGUAGGCUGUCCUCUAACUGGUAACAACCGAGGGCCUCAUGUUUUGGAAGCCAUGAAAGCCUUGUCACCAAACCUUCAUGAAAAUCUAGUUGUAUUAUGGGACACUGUCAUUCCAAAGCUUAUCCAGUUCUUAGAAGAUGCUGCUGAGGAUGAGACAAAAUGGUCUCAGAAAAACUGGGAGGAUUUAUUACUGAAGAUGUUAUCCAAGUCUCUUGAUGAAGUUGACAGUGAGGAUUGGGUGUGCGAGCUUGGGGAGUCGAUGGGUGAACAGAUCCAACUGUACUACAACGCGCCUGAAGAGAAGAAUUUCCUCUAUAAGUGUUUGGGUGUGGUGAUGCGAAAGUCAACCAAGAAAGACUUCGUUAGCAAAACUUUGGACCUGGUCUUCAGCACUGUGAAACACAGUAGUCAGGUGGAGCGGGAGGGCUGUGCAAUAUCGAUGGGGUUUGCUGCCUCGUCACAUAUUGAUACAGUCCUUACGAAACUGGAGGGCGUGGCCAGGACAGACAUAGCGAGGAAAUCAAGUGGAAUCAUGGGAUUCUUCAAGGACCUCAAAGAUUCAGGAGAUGCAGGAACAGAACAAAUGAAAUCGACACUGAUGUUGUGCUAUGGCUAUGUUACUUUGUAUGCACCUCCCAACUUGAUCGUUUCUAGAAUAGAAGCCAGCAUCCUUAGGACUAUCAACCCUCACUUCACAUCAGUCAAAGAUAUAUCCGUGAAGCAGAACCUAAUCCGAGCCAUUGACCUGAUAGGGAAAGCCCUCCAUCCGACCCAUCUACAGACCCAACACAUCUUCUCCAAGAGGGGCGAACUACUUUCAUACCUAACGAAUUACCUUAAGUCUGAAACAAUCCAUGCUCUGACAUCGGAGACAAGAGCUUUAGCGCUAGCGGCCUGUGCUACACUUGUUAAAUUGGACCCGAAACUUAAUGAGGCAGAUGUGUACGACUUAAUGAAAACCUCCAUUGACUGUGUCUACCAACUGCCACCAGAUGGCAUCCCGACCAAGAAAGCCAAGGAGAUGGAAUCGUAUGAUGAGCAUCUUGAGAAGGAGGUAUUGAUGGAAGCGACACUUGAAGCCUUGAAUGACUUGUUACGUCAGUUGCUGUUAAAGGAUACAACCCCUAGUGGCCUGGAGGAAAUAACAAAGCAUUUAACACCCUGGCUUCUGAGUGUGAAUGACCAUGAGAGAGACCGGGCCAUGACGGGCAUGCACACACUACUGAACACCUACCUGGAGAACAUGAAAAUGGGGGUGGGGCUAAUGAUGACAUCCGUCACUCCAGACCGUCUGCCUGAGCAUUUCUCGGAUGCAGGUGCCCUGCUGGCUCGCCUGGCUCCCCGAUGCACCGAUCCUAGUCUCCUAGUCAGGCAAAUGGCCAUAGACUGUGUCCAGGUCAUACUGAAGAUACUACAGAGAUAUGAAGGCCAUCCUGAAGCCCACAAGGAUCCCAUGGUUGAUGCGUUGCCAACACUGAAGGAAAGGUUAAAGAAAGGAGAGUCUAAUGUUCUCUUCAGCGUCAUAACUGAUUUAUCAAAGGUUUUCAAUAAGAAACUCCCCCAUGACCAGUUGGUGCCCUUCACAGAUGUCCUCUAUGAAGGUCUCCUGGACGUGCAGUCUCACAGUUCAUCAGGAGCAUGCGUUGUUCUUAAUACUGUCAUCAAAUCUAGAGGUGGAGAAUUAUUCCAACAUGUCGACCGGGUGAUCCGUACUCUGCAUGAAAACCUUGGUCACGUCCAGUUUGGCCAGACAAGGACCGGAACGCUGAGAGCCAUACGUGUUCUCUCGGCCCAUCACCUUGUGCCUGCUCUUCAGACACUCAUGUCAUUUCCACUGCCUUUUGACGAAGGUUUAAAUGAAAUCUGGCAGACGAUAGCCCAAGAUGGUCAGCUCUUACAGCAUAUCAUUGACCACAUCCUGGACAUGAUGAGUCGUACUCUGCCGUACGAGGAACGCCCUGAUCCUAAAGACAAGAAGAAGAACGUGAAAACAGCCACCAUUCCUCCACUGGCUGCAACCAGUGGGUUAUGUCAGAUGUUCAAAGUUGAGGAGUCCCAGGAAAAAGUGGCCAAAAACUUCCAUCGCUUAUUCUCGAUGUAUGUGGUACUGAUGGGUGCUAUGGUGGAGACAAAGCCACCUAAGAUCAAGGAUGAAUGGAAAGAGCAAAGUAAGAAGGACAAGAAAGAGAAAAACAGGAGCACUAGUUUUGCAGAAGCGAAAUUUAAGCCAGUCAGCAUAGUUGUCGAGUCGUUCCACCAGUUUCUGACUCGAUGUGGAGCCAAUGAGGUGUUGGACAUGCUGGACCAGGAAGGAGCGUGGGAGGCAUUUGAAGAUGAAGAGAAGUAUCAGGAAGCCUACACAGUAUUAGCCAGGGCGAUUUCGCAAUUUGAGGCCGCACAAAUGUCCAAUAUUGUGGCGAGUCUGAAUUGCAUAUUAUCAAGUCCUUAUGAAAACCAACGAGUUGUUGUGGCUGCAUUCUUUGCUGAGCUUAUCAACCAGAGAUGCAGCGGUGAUAUGACCCUGGUUGAGCUACUCAUGAACAGCCUGCUGGGACGUCUCGUCGAUGCCAACCAAGUCGUCAGGAUGUUGUGUAUUCGAGGCCUUGGUAAUGUGGCCAGUGUUGGAGCGGAACAGGUGCAGAAGUUCUCAACGACUGUCCUAUCAGCGAUGAUGGCUGGUAUGGACGAUAAGGAAGACCCCGAGGAUGACAUCACCCUGGAGGCGAUGAGUGGACUCUCCAAGAUACUCUCGCAGAUUGAUGAGUCGAACAUACGUGCAAUCCUUAUCAAUGUGGCACUCAGGAUACGACCUUGCUUUGAGAAGGACAAAGAUGCAGUACGAGCCGCUGCCUUCACCUUGUUCGGCAACCUGUCCCGGUUUGGUGACGGACCAUCAAAGGCGCCGUUCCUGGAGCAGAUCCACACCAACUUCAUCAGUCUGUUGAUGCAUCUGAAUGAUCCAGAUACGGAGGUCACUAAGUCGUGCAAAUAUGCUCUGCGCCUGCUUGGCCCUCUGAUCGCCUCAGAUGACAUCAACAACAUGUUCCAGAAGUUCCUCUUGGACAACGCCCAUCUGCAUUAUGGAGAAUUCAUGAAUGACCUUUCCAAGGUUAUAAUCCGUGACUUCCCUGACAAGGUCAACUUCUAUGUGAUGGGCAGCGCAUCCUUCUUCAAGAGUUUGUGGCCCGAGAUUCAGAGCAACGCUGCAAUGUUUGUAGGCUUUCUGCUGGGUAAUCUUCCCAAAGAUAAAUAUGGAAGCAUCUCGAAGGAGCACGUCUGUGGAGCUUUGACAAUCCUCCUGAAGGAUGAAUCCCUGUCUGUGCGAUGCAAAGCGGCAGAGGCUAUGAGUCUACUGUAUGACUUCUAGAGGCUACGAGGAGAUUGUGCGGCUUCAGAACCAUUGCAAGUCCCCGCACUUCAUAGGACAAACAAAGAUGUCACCUACGAGGGCAACAUCAUUACUUACAUAGGAACUGCUCAUGGGUUGGAUAGGUGCUGUGAACUUUGAAAAGUUGUGAAUUUAUCGGCAACUUGCUGUUGCAUAUUUGGCAUGGACAUGUAAUAAAGAAAAUGUCGCCCUUUUCUGGAGCAAUUUGUACUUUUCCGAGCCUCGAAAUGUGAUAUCACCCUUGGCUUUGGACAGUUUAGCUUGUGCUUACAUGCUUUGUGGUGCUAUACAUCGUAUAUGCAGUUCUCAAAUUAUUUGUAGUAUUUCAGUUGACAUGUACUUAUGGCCAUUCAAUUGUCUUCUUACCAACUGAUCAUUCAACAAGGAGGCCCUACCUCCACAGAGUGUUUCAUGUCGCAUGUUAUGGCCAUGCCAUGUUGCCCACAAACAAUUAACUUGUGCUUGAUAUGCAUAAUGAAACACUUAUGUGGAGAUAGGCCUAAAGCCAUAGGCUGAAAAUCCUUCUUUGUCAUGUUUUACAUUUAAGACCACACAUGAACAAGCUCAAUUCAUAUCAUUGCAUUUUACACUGAGUUUUGAUGUUAUUUUGAUGUUGUCUCAGCAGUCUGGUGAAAAACCGAAUCGCUGCAGAAAUUAAAUGUUUGGGACCGUUGAUCCUUUAGUCAUGAUGAAUGUUGGAAUUAUGUACUUAAUUUGAAUCUUCUGAGAACGUCUGUAGCUAUUUUUCAUUAAUGAUUUGCCUCCAGUUGAGGGUCAUUUCAAGCAGCUUUGGUGCAACAGUAAUAUCACAUUGAAAGUAUUGAUUAUGUAAACAAUACUACUCCAUGAUACGUGGAAUGCAUAUUCCACAGCUUUAGGGGUUCUCCAGAGCCAUCUCUGUAACAAGGGUCAACUGAGUGAUGCUGUAUUUCCGGUAGUAUUUGUCUCAGUUAGACCGGGAUAACUUUGAAAUUGUCGUGUUAAGAUAGAGACCCCAUGUGUCCCGCCCAAAAUAUUGGCAGAUACAUAUAGCUGGGGGUCGGACAGUAGGCUUAUGUUGGGUCGAGACAAAACUGUACACUAGUCUUGCUAUAAUUGUCUCCAUAUGGGCAAGAUAUUCUCUGUUUUGUUUUAGCUUUUGAUGAUGAUAAUUAUUGUGUGAAUGAUUGUGAUACCAUUUAAAUGCUU
Molecule: messenger RNA, 6362 nt
Organism: Lineus longissimus
Lineage: Eukaryota; Metazoa; Nemertea; Pilidiophora; Heteronemertea; Lineidae
Product: maestro heat-like repeat-containing protein family member 1
Exons: 38
Coding region: 117-5153 (1678 amino acids)
Cellular component (GO): cytoplasm
Source: RefSeq, a predicted model, not a curated record